AACCGGAGCGUUGGUUAGUCUGUAUCUAAAUGUCUUGCAAACACCAUUGACUAUUGUUUUUUUUUUAUAUAUAUAAAAAUUGUAUCGCAAUAUGUUUCCGAACUGAUAUCAACAGUUAAACAAGUAAUGUGAUUAUGUUGUUAUAAAUCUUAAGAGAUAAAUUAAUGAUGUCAAAGGAUAAUAAAAUGAAGAAAGACAAUUUUGAUUCAACAGCUGAGCUGACAACCAAUCCUGGUUUCCAGUCAUCACUCAGCAUAACAUCAAAGAACGACAAGCCAUACAACCCGUUUGAACAUAGGUCCCUCGAACAUCCCAACUCAACUAUUGGUUCAAUUGUGCACCUGUUGAAGGCAUGCCUGGGCACUGGUCUGCUGGCCAUGGCGGCUGCGUACAAGAACUGUGGUCUACUGGCCGGCUCCUUUUGCACGGUCAUCGCCGGCUUGAUCUGUACCCAUACGGUGCAUUUGUUGGUAAAAACAUCACAAGACGUUUGUGUUGACGCCAAAAAGCCCUCUAUGAGUUUUGCGGAGACUUGCGGCGCAGCUUUUACUCACGGGCCCAAAAAGCUGCAGUCUUGGGGAGGAUUUGUCAAAAACUUUGUCGACUAUUCAACGUUGCUGACUUAUAUAAGCGUGUUAAUUGUUUAUAUUGUAUUCAUCGGCUCAUCUCUAGAAGAGGUGUUCAUGGCAUAUAUUCCCGAGUACGAGAUCUCAGUGCAAGCCUGCUGCGCGCUGACGCUUGUUCCACUGGCCCUCAUCUGCCAAGUGCGCAACCUGAAGUACCUGGUCCCUUUCUCACUGAUAGCCAAUGCCCUAAUUUUGGUAGUGUUUGGCAUCACUUUCUAUUACGUGUUCUCUGAUCUGCCGUCGCCGAGUGAGAGAGAGAUGGUGGUGGAUAUCACCAAGUGGCCGUUGUUCUUCAGCACGGUGAUCUUCGCCAUCGAAGGCAUAGGCGUGGUAAUGCCAGUUGAGAACGAGAUGGCUCACCCACAGAAAUUCCUCGGCUGUCCCGGGGUCCUCAAUACUUCCAUGACUAUAGUAGUAUUAUUGUACGGAUUGGUUGGCUUCUUUGGUUACCUUCAGUUUGGGGACGAAGUGAAGGGAAGCAUUACGCUGAAUCUACCACAAGAUGAAAUCUUGGCGCAAACAGCGAAAUUGUUGAUGGCCCUUGUGAUAUUAUUUUCGUAUGCGUUACAAUUCUACGUGCCCAUGGAGAUUAUCACCAGACUCCUCCUGAACAGGUUAUCCAACAGAUUAAACAACCUUAUUCAAAUCAUCAUCAGAAUUUUUAUCGUCAUUAGCACUGUUGCCGUUGCUGCAGCCUUCCCGAACUUGGAAUUGGUCAUCAGCUUCGUCGGUGCCAUUUUCUUCUCCACUCUCGGUAUCUUGAUCCCGGCUGUGGUCCACACCGUGUACAAUUGGGACCGAGGCUUGGGCAAAUUCAACUAUAUUCUUUAUAAGAAUAUUUUACUAGGUUGUGUCUCAAUAUUCGCGCUUGCGUCAGGCGCUUAUGUAUCAGCUUUGCAAAUGGCCGAAGAACUGAAUGGCAACGGUAUUGAAGAAAGUACUGGAAAUCUAACUUUGACUGAUAAUUCUUAGACUAUUACAGAUUUUGAUUUUGGAAGACUUGAAGUUUGGAUGAUUUAGCAUUCUCAGUGACCAUAUUAUAAUCAUUGACAACCAAUGUUAUUGGAAAUAAUUUAGACACACUUAAUAAAUUUGGUUACUUUAGGAUUGGCAGUAGUAGGCACAUAAUAUAGCCAAGAAAAUUAGGUUAUCGGAUAUACUCGUAGGUAGAGUAAGUAGACGAAUUAAAACUAUUUUGAGUGUAAUUUUGUGAUACAAACAAUUGAUUUUCAUUUGCAAUGAAAGAAAGUAUGUAGUUAAUUUACAAAAUUAUGAUUAGUGCAAAGUACAAAGGUUAGUAAUUAUUAGAUUCAACAUAAUUAAAUUAAUUUUUAUAAAAAAAAAUAAUUUAACAGUCGGUUGCACCAGUGAACUUUGACGUUAACUUGUAAUCUGCGUAAGCGUUUUUCUGCGCAGGUUGACAAACAAGCAACUGGUGUAGUUUAGACUAUGAUUAAAGGACUCGAAUUUAAAUUGUUUAAUGACGAUUAAUGUGGCAAGCAUUAAAUAGUUGUUAAUAAAGCCUUUCAAUUCAGAUGUCAUCAAAAGAAUAAAAAAUAUGUACAUACGAGUUCAAAGGAAAUUUUUGGUAUCCAUAAUGUCCGUAUUUAGAGACAAUAAUUUAACUUCUUUCAAAUAUUUAUAAUAAAAAUGCGUUGUCCAAAAAAGAACUGUAUAUUAUUUAUACCGUUUAUUAAUAUUGCUUAUUUGAUAUUGUUUUUGUAUAUUAAAUAUUAUAAAAGUACUUUGUAAUUAGGUUUGAUAGGUAAUAAUUUUUUUUUUCUGAAUAUAGCCAAAUAUACCUAUUUAUGCUUCCCUUUGAGUUGUUUGUGUGAUAUUCAUAUGUCUUUAAUAAUUUUGUAAUACGUCAUAAUUAUUUAUGUAAAUUAUAAAUUAUAUAAUAAAUAAUUAUAUCUCAA
Messenger RNA from Plodia interpunctella (Indianmeal moth), 2545 nucleotides. Its product is annotated as proton-coupled amino acid transporter-like protein CG1139. The transcript is spliced from 10 exons. The record is from RefSeq and is a predicted model, not a curated record. NCBI's taxonomy places the organism in Eukaryota, Metazoa, Arthropoda, Insecta, Lepidoptera, Pyralidae. Bases 165 to 1598 code for a protein of 477 amino acids. Gene Ontology annotation, biological process: amino acid transmembrane transport. Gene Ontology annotation, molecular function: L-amino acid transmembrane transporter activity.